This is a messenger RNA of Mercenaria mercenaria, 2391 nucleotides long. RefSeq lists its product as uncharacterized. Gene Ontology annotation, cellular component: plasma membrane. The transcript has 14 exons. The coding region runs from base 139 to 2046 and encodes 635 amino acids. Gene Ontology annotation, molecular function: ATP hydrolysis activity; ABC-type transporter activity; ATP binding. Lineage: Eukaryota; Metazoa; Mollusca; Bivalvia; Venerida; Veneridae. The record is from RefSeq and is a predicted model, not a curated record.
UAUGCGCCUGCACAUUUUUAAAGUCACGUUUUUAAAAGCAUGCUUGUUCUGUAAAUUGCUAAACUUACAGCGGAAAGUGUAUUUAAAGGGAACGGGUAACAGUGGAUAUAAAGAGAACGGAUAACAGUUUCAUUGAGAAUGAAAACUGUUGCCUUGGAUACCGUUUUAUGUAUCAAUGGCGUAUCUGUUGCUGCCAAGACGACACAUAUUCUAAACAACGUCACGUUUGCAUCAUGCAGUGGAGAUUUUCUUGCGGUCAUGGGACCUUCAGGUGCCGGAAAAACAACACUGCUAAAUGCAAUUGCUGGAAGGCAGCCAUUAUCUACAGGGGAGAUCACUCUAUCCGGAAAGAACUUUGACAAACAGUUGAGACGCCGGUUAGGGUUCGUUUUGCAGGAAGAUGUUUUCUUUUCUCGCCUUACAUUGUGGGAAACGCUUUAUUUUACAGCCAUGAUAAGAUUACCCGAGCAUAUUUCACGUGCAGAGAAGAUAGACCGAGUGGAUGAAAUCGUCAACAUGUUAGAUAUACGAAAAUGCGUAAACACAGUUAUUGGAGACAUGUUUGAGCGAGGAUUGUCCGGGGGAGAGAAGAAAAGAGCAAGCAUCGCUUGUGAACUACUGACAGAUCCAGAUAUACUCUUGCUUGAUGAACCAACAUCGGGUCUGGACUCCAGUACAGCGUUGUCACUUAUCAGACAGAUGAAGACAUUCGCCGCUCAGUACAAUAAAACAAUUAUUGUGUCUAUACACCAGCCAUCCAGCCAGAUCUACCAUAUGUUUGACUCUUUACUGUUGUUAGCCAAUGGCAAGGUUGCUUAUUAUGGGGGAGCGCACAAGGAGCCUUUAGAUUUUCUCGAACAAGUUGGCUUUAAAUGUGACGCAAUGUACAACCCUGCAGAUUUCUUCCUUGAAGUGCUCAAAGCAGAUCAAGCAAAAAUCGACGAGAUUGUGUGCGCUUAUAAACAAAAGUCCGUAAUUAUGAUGAACGAACUGGCAACGAAACAAGAUAUUGACAGAAAUGGGACAUUCAACAAUGGCAAUAAAAUGCCGGAAAUUGUUUUCAGUGAUUCUUUAAAAAAGAGUAAUUCAACUUCAUGCAUAAUAAGCAAAAGAUAUUCGUCUGGAACAAUUGUUACGUUUGAUGACCUUGACACUGGCACUAUGAAAUCGUCUGCACAACAAAGAUGGCCGACUGGUUUUUACACACAGUUUUUUAUGUUGUCCUGGCGAAAUUUCAAGCAGUCACGGGGAAGAAUUUUACAUCUUUAUGACGUCAUUCAUUAUGCAACAAUGGCAGUCAUUGCAAGCAUGCUAUUUUUCCAGAUUUCAUCUGAUGCCAACGUAGCUAGAGACAAAAUGGGUGCGUGUUUCUUUUGUGUAACGUUCUGGACAUUCGCACCAGCGUUCGAGGCAAUUUUAGCAUUUCCAGCAGAAAUUCGAGUGAUAUCUAAGGAGCGGGCGGCAGGUGCCUAUAGAUUGUCAGCCUACUAUUUUGCCAAGACAAUUAGCGAGCUACCGUUGCUUUUCCUGAUGCCAACAUUGUUUUACACUAUUAUCUACUGGAUGGCGGGACUCAACGGCGUGCAGGAAUUUUUCAUCACGUGGCCAAUACUGAUAAUGAGUGUUUUUAGUGCGCAGGGAUUGGGGUAUUUCCUUGGUGCAGCUAUUCCCGACGUUAAGAUAGCAUUUUUGACAGGAAAUACAGUAAUACUGAUUUCCCUUCUCUUUAGUGGAUUUAUAACUCAGUCUAUUCCACAAUGGAUUUCCUGGGUGAAAUAUCUAUCCCACAUCCAUUACCCAUUAAGUGCAAUCUGUAUCAUCGUAUUUGACAAUAUGGAACCUUUGCCGUGUAACGGUACCAGCGUAAGAGACUUUCCAAAAUGCUUACAAAAUGAGACAGCAGUAAUAACGUCGAAGGACAUAUUGUACGAAGCAGGGAUGGUGCUUCCGAUCUACUGUUACCUAGCCACUUUCGCACUUAUUUUUAUUUUCUUGAGGGUCGCUGCUUACUUGGCGUUACGUUUUCGGCGCCAUAUUCCUAAGUAAUCACCAGUGCUUAUAGCCAUCACAGUUCAGGGAAUUGGAUAUGUCCUGAGAAACUCUUUGGCUGAGAGAAAUCAGAUGGUAACCUAUAACCAAUUUCCGGUUCAGAGUGUUUGAUUCACGCCUAAAUAAGAAGCACUUUUUUGCAUUACAUCCUAGUCAGGGAAUCGGAUAUUCCCCAAAUAGGAACUGUUUACAUUCACGCUUAGUCGGAGAAUCUGAUAUUCCCAAAUUAAGAAGCACUGUUUAUUCUAAGUAAGACUCGUUAAGACCAUAUGAAUGUGUAAAUGUGUGGUGCCGAUAAAAGAUGUAAAUGGUCGGAGAAAAUAAAACUCAGUUGGGCACGUG